CUGUCACUGCAUCUAUGCGCAGAGCAGGUCAUGGGAUCGAGCAUGGGUUUGUGGCCUUCGUAUAUAUUAUCUAUUUUUAGGCCGUAAAUUUUUUAUAAGUUCUCAUUAAUGUAGUGGUUAUGACUCGUCGUGAGAUAGAUGAAGGAAGGUUAGAGUACCAUGUUGACAAAUCUUUUUAUUAUUUCUAUCAGUGGCCCAUUUAUCUUUUCUUCGGCUUAUGAGUUGUGACCUUCAUUUUGUUAGGACGACUCUGUCUAUGCAUAUAUGUUUGAGUCAAUGAUCAACGUUUGGAAUCUUGAGAGCUUAACUCCCAUAAUCUAGGGUGGAAGACGGUGUUACCUUCAGUUUCAAGAACUUCUUGAGAGUUAACCUGUGGAGUUGUAAUUCACUAAUUUGUAUAUUUUGUAGCGGUAUUCACCGGGGAAAAUAUAUUUACAAUAGUUAUAUGAAUAUAACGGUCCAUUCAUGAUAAAAAAAAAAACAAAAAUGUACAUCAUUAGUUGCAGUGUCUCGAUCAUAUGUUUUCCCAAAGACUAUUUACCACAUAAACCACCUUUUAACUAGCUUAGAUUGUAGGUUGAGUAAGCCUGAAGCAUGUCUUUUCAAUACUUUUUUUUUGUUUUUAAAACUUCCUUUAUAAUGAAUCGUGCAUUUGUAAUUAGUUUAAUUAAAUAAAUUUUUGUUGGCAAAGAAAGAGUCAUAUAUGUCACCAAACCAAAGUCUAGCAAAUAAUGAUUGGGCACUAUAUGUAUAUAGAGCUGAUUCGCCUGAGUGAUGUUCGGACAGGAAGUUCCACCUGCUUUUUGGUUUAGUCCAUAUAUUUAAUCAUUGUGAAGCGGUGACGAAAACUGAUCCCUUAUGAUCUGACAAACUAAUUAGGAGUUAUCGUAAGAAAAGAAAAAAAAAGUUAUCCUAAGAGAGUCGACUAAAUUAACUCCAAUUAAACACCCCCUAUCUAGCUAUAUAUAUAUAUGCAUGUCACAAGAAGUUAUCAUAAAAUAGUAAUUCCCUUAUAUUUAACAAAUAGUAUAAAACAAUAUGAGCAGACUUCUUGGUUGCCUUGUCCUCAUAUUCUUCUCUAUGGUCGCACCUGCCUCAUCCGCCACUCUUACGGUGAACUGGUCCCUUGGCACCGACUACACUCCGCUCGCCACUGGAAAGUCCUUCGCUGUCGGCGAUACCAUCGUGUUCAACUACGGUGCGGGUCACACGGUGGAUGAAGUGAGCGAGAAUGACUACAAGAGUUGCACUUUAGGGAACUCCAUUACGUCCGACAGCAGCGGAACCACGACCAUAGCUCUCACGACCACUGGUCCUCGCUACUUCAUAUGUGGAAUCCCCGGCCAUUGCGCCGCCGGUAUGAAGCUGGCAGUCACCGUCGCGUCGGCCUCUUCAAACGUUGUAGGUGGUGGCACCACCACACCAACCCCUUUCACCGGAGGUAGUGGUUACAACCCCACGACCACACAGGCCAUUCCUUGUGGGGCUUGGACCGUGUCUUGUCCAUUAGGGGCUUUGGUUGCUACUUGGGCCGUUGUUUUUUAUGCUUUGUCUUUGUCUUAGUUGAAAUUUUGUGGUGUAUAUGUAUCUUUAAGAAAAAAACGAUACUAAAUUUGAACCUAGCAAAAGGACGAGAUUGCCUUGCCAUGUGUCUCUACGAUAGAGAGUAUGAUACUCGUAAAGCAUCAGAUCCACCGUCU
This is a messenger RNA of Arabidopsis lyrata subsp. lyrata, 1700 nucleotides long. RefSeq names its product blue copper protein. Gene Ontology annotation, cellular component: plasma membrane. The record is from RefSeq and is a predicted model, not a curated record. Lineage: Eukaryota; Viridiplantae; Streptophyta; Magnoliopsida; Brassicales; Brassicaceae. Gene Ontology annotation, molecular function: electron transfer activity. The transcript has 2 exons. The coding region runs from base 1039 to 1563 and encodes 174 amino acids.